AUGGGCCCACCAGAAGAAAUCAACAAAGAUCCUCUUAUCUUGCCCAAUCUCACCCUGGGUUAUUACCUCCAUGACAACUUUCGAGACAAAAUGUUGACAUUGGAUGCUCUGUUGGAUUUGCUUUCGACUGGAGAGGCCAAUGUUCCCAACUACAGCUGCGGAAGGAAGAGAAACAUGCUGGUUCUCCUGGAAGAGACCAACUCUGAUAUAUCCAUCCUUAUGGCUGCCAUAUUGGGCAUCUACAAAAUCCCACAGCUUCACCAUUUCCUGAAGAAUCCUCAGAUCUACAACAACACCAUAGAAGGAAUGUAUUUGGAUAGAAAUGGAGAUUUGAUGGCUGACUUUGACAUUGUGAGCUGGGUGUUGUUUCCUAAUAAAUCGACCACCAGAGUGAAAUUUGGGAGUCUAGACAGAGAAGGAACCAUUGGAGUCAAAUUCAGCAUCAACAAGGAAGCCAUCACGAGCCCUCAGUGGCUCAAUCAGCCCUUGCCUCACUCCCAGUGUGUGGAGCCUUGUCAACCUGGCUAUUUCAAGGUGGUCCAGGAAGGAAAACCAGUCUGUUGCUACAACUGCGUCCCUUGUGCAGAAGGGAGCAUUUCCACCCAAGAAGAUGCAGACCACUGCACCAGGUGUCCAGACAAUCAGUAUCAGAACAAGCCUCGAGAUCAAUGUAUCCUCAAAACAGUCACUUUUUUGUCCCAUCAAGAGUAUUUGGGAAUUAUUCUUACUUUCUUUGCCCUAUUCCUGAUCUUAACCACAGUUUUAAUCUUGGGAAUCUUCAUUAAAUUCCAAGAAACUCCAAUUGUCAAAGCCAACAACCGGGACCUCUCCUAUAUCCUCCUGGUCUCCCUUCUUCUUUGCUUCUUGACUUCCUUUCUCUUCAUUGGUCAGCCAGGGAGAACCACCUGCCUUCUCCGACAAACAAUUUUCAGCAUCAUCUUCUCAAUUGCCGUGUCUACCGUCUUGGCUAAAACAGUCAUGGUGGUGCUGGCCUUCCUGGCCACAAAGCCAGGAAGCAGAGUGAGAGGAUGGCUGGGCAAGAGUCUGACCAACACCAUCAUCAUUUCUUGUUCCAGUGUCCAGGUUGUCAUUUGUUUCACCUGGUUAGGAGUCUUUCCUUCAUUCCCUGAUUCUGACAUGUAUUCCCAGCCUAGAGAGAUUGUUUUGCAGUGCAAUGAAGGCUUGGUCACUAUGUUUUAUGUUGCCCUUGGUUACAUGGGUUCUCAGGCUGCCAUUUGCUUCAUAGUGGCCUUCCUGGCCAGGAAUCUACCUGGGUCCUUCAACGAAGCCAAGCUGAUCACCUUCAGCAUGCUGGUCUUUUGCAGUGUCUGGAUCUCCUUUGUGCCUACCUAUCUGAGCACCAAAGGGAAAUUCACGGUUGCUGUGCAGGUCUUCUCCAUCUUGGCUUCCAGUGCUGGGCUGCUGGGUUGCAUCUUCAUCCCCAAGUGUUACAUCAUUUUGCUGAGGCCAGAUCUGAAUACAAAGGAACAUCUGAUGUUCAAAAGUGAAGUAAAAAAGUGAUGCUGAUGGAUGUUCUGGGGAUAUAAUUCCCACCCAAUAUAAUUCUCACA
Molecule: messenger RNA, 1571 nt
Organism: Pantherophis guttatus
Lineage: Eukaryota; Metazoa; Chordata; Lepidosauria; Squamata; Colubridae
Source: RefSeq, a predicted model, not a curated record